Messenger RNA from Gorilla gorilla gorilla (western lowland gorilla), 5626 nucleotides. RefSeq names its product autophagy related 10 (gene ATG10). The record is from RefSeq and is a predicted model, not a curated record. The transcript is spliced from 8 exons. Gene Ontology annotation, cellular component: cytosol. Gene Ontology annotation, molecular function: Atg12 conjugating enzyme activity. Bases 732 to 1394 code for a protein of 220 amino acids. Gene Ontology annotation, biological process: autophagosome assembly; protein modification by small protein conjugation; protein lipidation. NCBI's taxonomy places the organism in Eukaryota, Metazoa, Chordata, Mammalia, Primates, Hominidae.
CUGAAGCUAAAGGCAUAGUCAAGGUUAAUGCUCCUUUUUCUUUAUCCGACCUCUCCCAAAUCAGUUAGCGUUUAGACUCUUUUUCAUCAAAUAUAAAAAACCCAGCCCAGUUCAUGGCUCGUUCGGCAGCAACCCUGAGACGCUUUACAGCCCUAGACCCUAAAAGGUCAAAAGGUCGUCUUAUUCUGAAAAUACAUUUUAUUACCCAAUCUGCUCCUGACAUUAAAUAAAACUCCAAAAAUUAAAUUCCGGCCCUCAAACCCCACAACAGGAUUUAAUUAACCUCGCCUUCAAGGUGUACAAUAAUAGAAAAAAGUUGCAAUUCCUUGCCUCCACUGUGAGACAAACCCCAGCCACAUCUCCAGCACACAAGAACUUCCAAACGCCUGAACCGCAGCAGCCAGGCGUUCCUCCAGAACCUCCUCCCCUAGGAGCUUGCUACAAGUGCCAGAAAUCUGGCCACCAGGCCAAGGAAUGCCUGCAGCCCAGGAUUCCUCCUAAGCCACAUCCGAUCUGUGCGGGACCCCACUGGAAAUCGGACUGUCCAACUCACCUGGCAGCCACUCCCAGAGCCCCUGGAACUCUGGCCCACGGCUCUCUGACUGACUCCUUCCCAGAUCUUCUUGGCUUAGCGGCUGAAGACUGACGCUGCCCGAUCACCUCAGAAGCCCCCUAGACCAUCACGGACGCCGAUCUUCGGGUAACUCUCACAGUGGAGGUUAUCAUUUAACAUGGAAGAAGAUGAGUUCAUUGGAGAAAAAACAUUCCAACGUUAUUGUGCAGAAUUCAUUAAACAUUCACAACAGAUAGGUGAUAGUUGGGAAUGGAGACCAUCAAAGGACUGUUCUGAUGGCUACAUGUGCAAAAUACACUUUCAAAUUAAGAAUGGGUCUGUGAUGUCACAUCUAGGAGCAUCUACCCAUGGACAGACAUGUCUUCCCAUGGAGGAGGCUUUCGAGCUACCCUUGGAUGAUUGUGAAGUGAUUGAAACUGCAGCAGCGUCCGAAGUGAUUAAAUAUGAGUAUCAUGUCUUAUAUUCGUGUAGCUACCAAGUGCCUGUACUUUACUUUAGGGCAAGCUUUUUAGAUGGGAGACCUUUAACUCUGAAGGACAUAUGGGAAGGAGUUCAUGAGUGCUAUAAGACGCGACUGCUACAGGGACCAUGGGACACUAUUACGCAACAGGAACAUCCAAUACUUGGGCAACCCUUUUUUGUACUUCAUCCCUGCAAGACGAAUGAAUUCAUGACUCCUGUAUUAAAGAAUUCUCAGAAAAUCAAUAAGAAUGUCAACUAUAUCACAUCAUGGCUGAGCAUUGUAGGGCCAGUUGUUGGGCUGAAUCUACCUCUGAGUUAUGCCAAAGCAACCUCUCAGGAUGAACGAAAUGUCAAUUAACAAGAUUCUUCUGUUGAGUUUAGGAAUUGCGGCACGAAGAAUGCCAAGAGUUUACCUGGCCAGCCCUGGCUUUAAUAGGACCGAUACCAUGGAAUAUUUCAUCUCACUAAGAUUUGACAUGGAUUAUUUUUCCCUUGGACACAAAUGUCUACAGCAACUGAUGUUUGAUAGACUGAAUGUUUAGAAGAAACACUUCAAAGGCAUACAUCAUGGCCAGGCAUGGUGGCUCACACCUGUAAUCCAAGCACUUUGGGAGGCCAAGGUGGGAGCAUCACUUGAUCCUGGAAGUUCGAGACCAGCCUGGGCAACAUGGUGAAACCCUGUCAGUACAAAAAAAUACAAAAAUUUGCCUGUUUAUGGUGGUGUGUGCCUGUAGUCCCAGCUCCCCAGGAGGCUGAGGUGGGAGGUUGGCUUGAACCCAGGAGGCAGAGGUUGCAGUGAGCUGAGACUGUGCCACUGCAGUCCAGCCUGGGUGACAGAGCCAGACACUGUCUCGGGAAAAAAAAAAAAGACACAUCACUAUAAAUAGCAAAAAAACAAAUCUAACUUAUUAAUACUAGGAAUACCAACAUUAUUAGGGCACUUGCAGGUUAUUCUUUUCUAGGCCAAGUACUUCACUUCCAUUUGUCUGACAUGGAGAUUGAGGGAGAAAUGUAUUUGUGUGUUCAUUUUAAUGUAAGAUAUAUAAAAAUUAAAUUACUGGAUUUACCUGUCCCUGAAACUGGUGUUAUAAACAUGACCUAUCUUAAGUGAUUCUCCCACAAUCAAACUCAGGAACAAUAGAUUAUUUCUGUUUUACUCCAAAAGAGAGAGAGAGAGUGAGUGUGUGUGUGUGUGUGUGUGUGUGUGUGUAUGUAUGUGUGGGUGUUUGUAUAGAUAGAUAGAUGUAAAACAAAGAAAAAACACAAUAUUUUACUGUGAGAUAAUAUGUUUUACCAGCAAAGUGUGGCAUAGUAAUUAGAAGUUUUCUAAAAAGCUAUAGGAGACAUUUAAACAUUAAAAUUUCUUUUUGACCUAUAGUAAUAAAACAAUGGUCAUUUUACCCCUCUGCUUCUCAACCCCACAGCUGCUCUGCUGUACUCUUUGAGGGCUCUUGAGCGAGUCUUCAUGUCCCUGAGACUUAUUUUCCUCAUCUUUAAUUUGAAAAUAACAAGCUACCUCAUAGGGUUGCUGUGAGAACCACAUGAGAUCAUUAAUGCAUGAUAAGAUAUUGUAAAGUAUUAUACGAAUAUUCAUUAAAUGCUCACCUUUCUUGUAUAUAAUUGGUAUUCACUAAGGCUGUAAAUAAGUUUCAUAGCCAGUUAAGUAUUAAGAUAAACCUAACCUGGAACAAUUUUUUUUUUUUGGUUGCUUCUUUUGUUUUUUUGUUUUCAUUUGCUAGGAGCUGAAACGAAGAUUAAAAUGUCAUUGGCUUUUUAGAGAGUCUAGAUUAGUGUCUUUGAAUGAGGGAUAUACUUAAAAUCACCUGAGGAUUGUUUACAGCUACAGAUGCUGGGGCCACCUAACACAGUCUCUCUGGGGGUGAUUCUGCUCUGGAGAACCUCUGGUCUGGAUAUACCUUUAUUGUGACAUUGAUUUGUAUUGUUUUGCUCUACUGACAGGCCUUUUCCAAUCCAUACAAGCUGAACUUGCUUCCUAAUGUUUGUCUAGGCCUUACAUGGAUAAUAAGAAAGCUUAGGAGACAUGUACACAAGGCAGCCCACUUGUAGGAAACCGGUUCAGGUGAGGACAUCAUUCACCAGUGGAUCACCGAGCACCGUGACAGCACCCUCAGUCCACAUCUGCAGAUUAAGAGCUGAACUCUCACAGAGAAAGUGGAAGUAGAGAAAGGGUUAAUUCAAACUGCUAGAAAAGCUAAAAGUAAAUUUUAAAAUGCUGAGCUGCCCAUAUUCAUGCUAGGAUGAGAGCUGGCUUAAAUGCUUGCUGGGCAUUUUGGUAUUUACCACUUAGCAUGUUUUCAACUUCUGUGAGGGAUUUUCCCCCCACUCUCCCUAAUGUAAACACAGAUUUCUCAGCAAGUCAUUUCUCAAGCCAUGUCGUUUCUAGUGUAAAAUAAAUUAUAAUAAUGUGUCAUCUGAAUGGUGUUCUUGUCUGCAAACAUUAGUUAUCCUUUGCUAACAGAUUCUGAGAUGAGAGUCUAUCAGUUUGGGGCCAAUGUUUAGUUUUUUUAAAAAAAGUUAAAAAUACAACUUUUUCUCUCAUCAACAAAGACCUAAAAAUUCAUCAGUGGCAGAAAAAAGUUCUGAGGAGCUCCUGUAGAUUGGGGAGGACUUUCUUCCCAGAUAGAUCCAUCUCCUCAAGCAGCUUGAUUUCUUUCUAGAAUUUUUUUCACUUAAAAAACUUCUAAUUUUUGGUUGAUAACAAUUUCCAUUUUUAUAAAUGCAGUUAUGCUAACAGAAUGUUAUCCUGACCGUUAUUAAACAUUAGAAGAUAUUUGGUUUUGUUGAAGUAACUGUUCUUUCUCGGCAAUAUGAGGAUUUUUUCUCCCUGCUUCCUCAAAUAAUGUACAACAUCUAUCAGAAUUAAGGCUGGGUAAAGUUAGCUUCCAGCUGACCUCCUAAAUUCUGCUUCUGUGUGACCUUGGAAAAAUUUCUUCACCUCUGUGGUCCUCAGUUUCUUUAUUUGUAAAAUAGGGAAAUUCAGCUAUGUGUCUUUUGCGACAACCGUGAAUUUUUAGGUCUGUGAAGUAGAAGUCCAGAGAUCUAAACUCUGAGGCUGGUUAACUGCUAGCUGUGUGACUUGGGCCAAUUUUCUUAUUUCCUUCUUAAACUAUUUCUGAAAAAUAAAGCCCACAGUAUCUAUGCUGCUUACCUGACAACGCAUAGAGAAGAUCAAAAUGAUACAUAAAACUGAAUGUGCUUUAACCAAGGCAGUGAGACAUGGAGUGAGGGGUGACAGUGGAUAAUGACCUGCUCCUUCAGCGACACUAGCAUCCCUACUCCUCUCCACCUCAUUGUAUGCCUGAGCCCUCCCCAGUGCCAAGCGCUCUCUGAUCUGGGGAGUCUUUUCCUUCACACCCUUAGCUGACUGUUGCUUAUGCUGGUGCCCACCUGGAAGUGCUUCCUUCCCCACAGGUCUACCCAAUUCCCACCCUGGUGUUGGUGAUUCACUGUCACAAAGCCACCUCUGACCACCACAGACCCCAAUCAGUGCUCCCUUCAUUACUCACUGUCCUUAGUCACUAUGAGCUUUUAGCUGCCUCUCUUCUGCUCUAAUUUCUCCCCAACUUGAUAAGUAUUAAUUAAGUCAUUUCAGGUGUUGGCCACUGUCCUUGAUUUGCUCUGUUGCAGCAUACACAGAAGAAUGUCUGUGUGUGCCACCUAAGUAGAAAGGCUCUUGGGUUGGGAAUUUGAGAGGUGGGAAAACUCUUUGAGGGACCAGUGGAGGGAGCAGUGAGGGGAGCAGAGGCUGUGUUGCUCAGCAGGUACUAGCCUAUGAGCUAAUUCCCCUUCCCCCCAACAAACGCUUAUUAAAAUCAAGAGAAAAAAGGCCAGAACUGGGUUUUUGCAUGUAUUUCUCCUAUGAUAGGUAUAGUGGUUUUUAUUCAUACUCCUGAAAUAUUAGGAAAUAGAGCUCUGCAAUGUCAAAAUCAGCUCUUACAUAAUCCAGAGAUAUUCCAGUGAGGUUUUUUUAGGGUUAAAAUUUAAGAAUGAGAAUAUGAAAAUAUUCACUUCAGCAGAUUUCCUCUUACAUACUGAAUCCUAGGCCAGGUGCCACAGAUAGCAAAUGGGGAGACAUAAGAAUGCCACAGUCCAGUGGAGAGGACACACAAGAGGAAGCUUCAGGAACAGUAGGCUGCAUGCUGUGGGCAAGCAUAUGCCAAGGAAGGCUUUGCAGAAGAGGAAUGUGAGUGGAGUCUCGAAAACCUUAUGACUUAGCCAGGUCAAGAGUGAAGGAAGAAUCUUGAAGGUGCUUGUGGGGAAGUGGUGAAGAAUCAAGCUGGCUAGAGCAGGACUGGGGCCAGCUCGGGAAGAGUCUUUACUGUCACACUGAGAAUUUGUAUUUGGCCUGAAAACCACAGCCACUGCUGGGAUUCAAAUAGAAAAGUUAAAGUGAUCACAUUUGCGUUUAAGGAAGAACCUGUAUUUUUAAAUGGCUGCUGCAUAUAACUAAUCAUCCAUACACUUUGUCAGGUUUCAUUUUGUUUUGUUUUUACUGCAGUGUCUUAGCCACAGGAUUUAGAAGGUUGAGGAGCACAGCAGGGGCUGAGAUUGUGCCAAAGACACUUCAGU